UGUGAUGUGGUGAUACAUGAUUGUGAUGUGGUGAUACAUGAUUGUGAUGUGGUGAUACAUGAUUGUGAUGUGGUGAUACAUGAUUGUGAUGUGGUGAUACAUGAUUGUGAUAUUGUGAUACAUGAUUCAGGGUGAUGAUGCCCGGUAGAUAUGCGCAUCAGUACCCUUAUGUUCCGAGCUUCAUGAAUGUGUCUUCUGCGUACCCCCUAGGGAAGUCAGAGAGGGAGCAGCAGUGGACCAAUAAGAUGACAGAUAUUGUGAACAAACAGAGACACGAACUCUGUGCUAAAGACCACAAGCUGUCUAAGAGGAACGAAGAGGUGGAGGCGCUCCAGGCCCAGCAGCUGAGGCUGAUGCGGAUGAACCAGGACCUGCGCCGCAGGCUGGCCGCGUUGGAGGGCCAGGGCAAGGCAGGCGUGCAGCAGAGGGUCGAGCUGGAGGCGCUGGCCCAGGCCAGGCUGCAGGAGCUGAGCUUGCAGCAGCAGGAGCUGCGCGCGCUGCAGCAGCAGCUGUCCGGCCUGGAGGCUGAGCGCCGCGGCAUAGGGGGGCCAGAAAGGAGGGCGAGGGCGGAGGUCUCUCCGGCCCAGACCACGCUCGUGUCCACUCAGGUCGCCGUAAGCAGCAACAAGGCUGUGGAGGCGCCAACUGAGCCCAUCAGGCAGCCCUCACUGUGGGUGGAAUGCGGAGGAGAUUCUGGACUCCUGGCCGGUGUGUUCGAAUCUGAGCCACUGUGUCCGGUCUACACCUCCUCGUCAGACACAAGACCCCCAAGGGGGGUGGAGGAGGAGGUGGGGGAGGAAGAGGAGGAGGAGAAGGAUGUGGCUGCCUGCGCGCAGGCGGUGUCUGGGGGGGGUGAGGUCUCCCACGGUUCAGGGGAUGAGUCAGACACACGCUUCACGCUGCAGGAGCUGCGGGACGUCCUGCUGGAGAGGAACGAGCUGAAGGCUCAGGUCUUCGUGCUGGAGGAGGAGCUAGCAUACUACAAGAGUGAGGAGUCUGAGGAUGAGGGGAUGUUAUUCGCUGAUCCAGAACCAGAUCCACCAUGUUCUGCCCCGGCGGCUCAACCAGACUCGGGGAUCAGGCGCCUGAUUUUCACGGCCAUCAUGCCGAUGGUGGCGGCCGGUUUGAUCCAGGACGACCCGACCUUGCUGCCCAUCAGGAGGCUGUGGUCCCUCGUAUGACCCAUCAAUACCUUCCAAACCGUCUCUUUUAAAUGUCAACCUCCUGUGGAAACAUCUCUCUACGCCAGGGGUUCUCAAAGUUUUGACAACUGAGGGCCAAUUUAGGAAUCCAAAAUUUGACUGAGGGCCGCCAAAGGAAAAAAGAAAAUGGCGGGAAACACCACCAGCAUCCCAGUGGUCAAAAAAAACCUUGCACCGUGGACCUCCGGGAGUGAGGUCAAGUGAGGUCUAAAUCACGAAACUGAGGUUCAGCCUUUCAAAGUAAUGUACAGUCGGAUUAAAACUUACAAAUGUAAAAGGGUUUAAUUGAAAGCUAGAGAGAGUCGACUUUUCUCUUUAUAUUCAUUUAUUUUUGUUUAAAUUAAUAUUGAUAUAAUAAUAAAAAAAAAAAAAAAUUCUUAUAUAAAACGUACAUAAUUAUGUAUGUCAUUGCGGGCCGCCAGGAAUGAUUCCGCGGGCCGUCAUUGGCCCGCGGGCCGCACUUUGAGAACCAAUGCUCUACGCCAACCGCAUAGUGUUAAUAUGGUGGCAGCAAGGGCCAUCAGAUGGAAAAUGAACUGAUGUAUUUGCACUAAGAAAUAUUUUAAGUUAGUGUAAGAUAUUAUGGGUUAAGAAUAUAACGGUUUCCCCACCCUGCACUCCUGCUCAACUCUGCCCUGCUGGAAUGUUCUUAAGAACACUAGCUGGCUGGAGGUUUGUGGCAAAGGGAACACAGCUCAUGACAACCAACCAACUGUUGACGUUAGGUGGAAGAAAUACCUGAAAUAAUCGGUCAAACUUAGGUCAUUGGUAAGGUAACCUUUUUAGAAUGUUUAGAAAAUGUCUUAGGAUUCAAAGUAUGUUUUAUGUAAGGGUGGGUGAUAAAUUAACAGAGUACUUUUGUUUGGGUGGAUAUGUCAUCAUUGAGUUGAACAAAAAUAUUUUAAAUAUAGCCCUAUAGUAUUCAGAAUUUGAGAUAGCCUAUCGGAAUGGCUUUGGUCUAAUCCACAAAAUAUAUAUAAAUAUGACUUGUUGACCUAUUGAUGUUAUGCAUUUAUCAUCUGUAUCCUUGUGAAUAUGUACAUUUAUAAAUUAUGCAUUAAAUAUAUACUAUUUUUGUAUGUGGCAGGGGUUCACAGAACUCUUUAAGGAUCCUUUCCUUUCCUAUCCUUUCCUAUGCUGCCAUCUCAAAUGAAAGCCUAUUCUACUGACAUCGGACCAAUAGGCAGAGUGUGGUGAAAUCUAAUGAUAUAAUAUUCUGUGGUUGGAGAAGAGAUAAACCAUGACUGUAUCCACAAUUAUUAAUAAUUUCACGUGUAGAACAAAUUGAGAAAAUCUUAAUCGUCUAGAAAAAUGUGUUUAAAGUGUGUUUGUUUUGUGUUUGUUUUAGCCAGUGAGCCCACUGCCUCAUUUAAUUGAACACUGUGAUUUAUAGAGUCAGUGAGCCACUGCUUCAGAUUAAUUUAACACUGAUUUAAGAAAAAGUGUUAUAGGAAGGUGGGGGGCAUGUUAACGCCAUGUUUACGACCCAAGCCAACUUUAUGAUACCUUUUUAGUAGCGUCCUUCUAACUGUUAUGAGCGUUAUAAUAAGCGAUGUUGUGUAUGAAAUGAGUCCGACAAAGCGUUAUAUUAUUGGUGUCCAUGAAGCAAUUGGUGUCCAGGACAAAUUACCCACGUUUAAAACGAAUAA
Messenger RNA from Gadus chalcogrammus (walleye pollock), 2851 nucleotides. RefSeq names its product RILP-like protein 1. Gene Ontology annotation, biological process: cilium assembly. Gene Ontology annotation, cellular component: ciliary basal body; cytoplasm. NCBI's taxonomy places the organism in Eukaryota, Metazoa, Chordata, Actinopteri, Gadiformes, Gadidae. The record is from RefSeq and is a predicted model, not a curated record. Bases 135 to 1181 code for a protein of 348 amino acids. The transcript is spliced from 6 exons. Gene Ontology annotation, molecular function: protein dimerization activity.